Molecule: messenger RNA, 1314 nt
Organism: Dufourea novaeangliae
Lineage: Eukaryota; Metazoa; Arthropoda; Insecta; Hymenoptera; Halictidae
Product: pickpocket protein 28-like
Exons: 5
Coding region: 1-1314 (437 amino acids)
Biological process (GO): sodium ion transmembrane transport
Cellular component (GO): membrane
Molecular function (GO): ligand-gated sodium channel activity
Source: RefSeq, a predicted model, not a curated record
AUGAAAUAUAAUUAUAAACCGUCGUUGGGUGAGCUACGUUCCAGUCUGAAACAACGAUUGAGAGAGUAUUUAUUAGAAAAUACUUUGCAUGGUGUACCAUAUUUCGUGGAUCCUACACGGCCCAAAUCGGAAAGAUUAAUAUGGUUUCUUUUAACGAUUGCAUCGAUAGUAGCAACUGCUGUUACAAUCGCGAUAAUUUGGGAUAAAUUUCAAACAGAGCCAACUAUAACAGGAUUGGCUAUUAUGACAGAGCACAUUAACAUCGAAUUUCCUCAAAUAUUUCUUUGCUUUGACUGGACUCAACUAAAUCACACGAAACUUAACGAGAAUGAGAUGUAUAUGCAUGAACAAUUAUACAAUUGGACUUGGGGAAAGAAUAUGGAUUUGCAAAUGUUUAAAACAGGUUAUGAAAAUAAAAGGAAUUUUCGCAGUACUUUCAAAACGAUGAUACCUGACUGCAAUGACUUGAUCAUCAACUGUUCAUACAAGGGAAUUGAUAAACCAUGUAAUAAAUUAUUUACAAAAGUUCUUGCUUCUGUGGGUGCAUGCUGCAAAUCGAAUGCUAUGGAGCCUUUUGGAAUCAAGGAUACAGCAUGGAACCUUGAGUUUGGAACAAUAAGCUCAUACUUUCCUUGGAGACUUUAUAUUACACACAAUGUUGACUCAGGGCCAGGACCAGGAGAAAGACCAGUUGUAAAGGCUUACUUUCCAGUCGAUAUUGAAUUUAUCGUUGACAUGACAUACACUACUUCUGAUAUUCGUUAUUUAACUCUUCGACAACGAAAGUGUUAUUACAAGCAAGAAGGUGUAAGCUUAAGUAACUGUGAGACUCGCUACUUAAUUGACAAAUUGUUAAGCGAUUGUAAUUGUCUACCAUGGUUUUUAUCAUUCACAAAGAAGACAGAGUGUCCACUUUCAAAGUAUUCUUGUUUAAAUGAAUCUAAUAUAGAUAUGAAUGAUUGUAAUUGCUGGCUUCAUUGUGAUCACAUAUCAUAUAGUGUGAAAGGGGUGGUGAAAUCUUCAAAUAAUGUUAAUCGAAUUAUAUUAAAAAACUGGCCAACAGCUAUUUAUAAAAGAGAAAUGCGCUUUGGUUAUUUGGAUUUACUAGUAUCAUUUGGUGGUAUUGCAAGUCUUUUUUUAGGAUAUUCGUUGUUGACAUCUGUUGAACUGGCAUAUUACUUUGGUCUUCGUAGUUACUGUGGAGCUGUGAUUCAGUCAUCUCGACAAAGACAUAAUAUUAUAACUGUUCACGUGGUAGAAAAAAUUUCAAGUAAGACAGGUAUUAACCAGAAAUAUUAUCAAUACACUGAUUAA